AUGCCUGAAAAUUUAAUUGGUUAUUUAUUUUUUGGCUCAGAAUACAAUGGAAUUGUAGAUUAUCUGCAGAAAGUGAAGGAGUAUUUGAUAAAUACAAUCUCACACCUUCAAGAGGCAGAAAAUAAAUUUUUUGCUGCAAGCUGCAGACAAGAUGGUGAUUCUCAGAACCAGACUGAUGAAAAUGGUUUUAGAGAAACAGAUGUGCAUUUUUUGGAAGGAGAAGCAACAGGCUCUUUGCAAGCAUCUUCCAGUUUCAGUCAGCAAUUCCAAAGAACUCCUUCCCUGAACAAGACAGAAUGUCAAAAUGUUAAUCAAACCCACACAAGUAAAAUUAAAACUGUGGGAAAAGUUGCAUCCUCAGCUGAAAACAAAUCUGCUCAAAAACAGAACACCAGCAGAGAAUCUCCAAUGAAAAUGGAAGAUGGUGAACACCAACUACUGGUUGUGUCUUUUACAGAGAAAAAAGAGUGCAAUGGAAAGGAUAAACUUCAUGGAAAUAGCUUUGUUACUGAAAAGUCUCCAGAACUGGCUUUUCAGGAUGCUCUUACAAGCAGUGAGGAAGACAUUCUGUCUGGGACAUUGAAAGACAUUUAUGACAGAGGAAUCACAAAUCGUUUUGAACAGGAGAAAAAGGAAGUAGUCAGAGAUAAUUUAAAAAGACUACAAAGUGAAGACCACAGACUGACAGAGAAAAUUGAAGACAGUAAAAUGGAAAAAAAUAAUGAGAUUUUUAAAAAUUACCUAAGUACCUUCACAUCUUCAGCACAAACCUAUGAUCUCACUGAUGUAAAUCCUUCCAUGAGUGAUUCAGAAGCACAAAAAACUAGAAACUGGAUGAACAAAGAAUUUCUAGUCAAAGGGAGUGGUAAAAAUAAACAGGAAAUAGCUUGCUUUAUUAAAGCCCCUGCAAGUGUUCUGGAGAAUCCAAAGUGUAAUAUACUCAAUGACACUAGUUCCUUGCUGGUGGAUGAUUCUGAGGAGUUGGUCAGCAAUGUCAUCAGUAUCGAAUGUUAGGAUUAUGAACUACUUUUCCCUAUCAACAUUGCAAUCCCAUUUACGUCAUGCUUCAGAGGAAAUUAUUGGGAGAUUAUGGUGAAGGUGACUGAUAUGAACUUUCAGUCAAACUACUUAACUCCUCUUUCUUUGCAAGGAUACCAAGGAAACCAUAAGGAAAGCUUUGCAAAAGUGAAAAUUUAUCAACUUGGUGUCUUUUCUGUGUUGUCCUGCUUAAAGAAGGAAACAUUUACUGUUCCAAAGGUAGGACUCUUACAAAAGCUGAACGUGGAUUCUAGAAUCUCUUUCUGUUGCCAUCCAGAAGCAUUCAGUUCUCCAGCACCUAUGGAGUUAAAGAUUCACCCAAUUGAGCCAUCAUCGGUUUCAGCAUUGAAAGCAAGACUUGAUAGAAACAUGUAUCACUCAGUGAUAUCUACUAGUGCACUGGUUCAUGUCCAGCAUCCUUCUGCCCAACCUUUUAACAGCUUAGUCACUAUUACUCUACCCUGUCCUCCAAACCCAGACAAAAAAAGGCAAGGAGAUGAGACAGAACAUCCAAGAGCCUUCAGUGCUACAGUAAAGAGGGUUGCUGCAGCAUAUCAUCCUUGGGCUAAAAAAGCUAGCUACAAAGAUAUGCCUACUACUGAAGCAAGUUUAACUCAGAUGUUCAACAAAACUGCAGAGAAUGGAGAAGAUGUCAGGAAAGUCUGCAGACUGAGUUUUCAUUCACAAAGACAAACAAGGCUGCAGCUCCAGAGUAACGAAGUGGAUAAAUUUGGUAACCACAGUUCACCUCAUUACAAAGGAACAGGAGUGUUUUAUAAAAUUACCAGAGAGAUGAUACCAAAGAAAUGGGAACAAACCUUACCAUAUGAAUAUUAACACCAGUCUCCACUGUGUAAAUUAGCAUUAACAUUACCAAAGCAUGAAAAAUUGAUCCACUGUCCAUGAAGUACAAAAAAUUUUUUUCUGAGUUCUUCAGAGGCCCUAUGGGACAACUUGCUGUUUUGGCUUGCAGAAGAGAUUGCAGAAGAUAAUACAUCAUUGUUUGCUUUAUGUUUACCUGUUUGACAGAGCAUACUGCAGCUGGUUCAGCUGAAGUGCCCUGAUAAUUUAACACACCAGAUCUAUGAGCUGCUUUGCUGCUAAAAAAAGACCCUUCCAAAGUCAGCAGACAAACAACAGCUCCUGUCUCGCUAUUUGCAGAAGAGUGGCAAAAGUGAUCUUUCAGAAGAACUUUGCUUAAAGUGGCAAAAUAAGGUGUUCAAUUGA
Molecule: messenger RNA, 2265 nt
Organism: Prinia subflava (tawny-flanked prinia)
Lineage: Eukaryota; Metazoa; Chordata; Aves; Passeriformes; Cisticolidae
Gene: DTHD1
Product: death domain containing 1
Source: RefSeq, a predicted model, not a curated record